Messenger RNA from Jaculus jaculus (lesser Egyptian jerboa), 2776 nucleotides. RefSeq names its product zinc finger AN1-type containing 3 (gene Zfand3). The record is from RefSeq and is a predicted model, not a curated record. The transcript has 6 exons. NCBI's taxonomy places the organism in Eukaryota, Metazoa, Chordata, Mammalia, Rodentia, Dipodidae. Gene Ontology annotation, molecular function: zinc ion binding; DNA binding. Bases 56 to 739 code for a protein of 227 amino acids.
CACCACAGCCGCCGCCGCCGCCGUCGUCGCCCGAGCUCCGUCGCCGACGAGCACCAUGGGAGACGCCGGGAGCGAGCGCAGCAAAGCGCCCAGCCUGCCGCCUCGCUGUCCCUGCGGCUUCUGGGGGUCCAGCAAGACUAUGAAUCUCUGUUCCAAAUGCUUUGCUGAUUUUCAAAAGAAACAACCAGACGAUGAUUCUGCUCCAAGUACAAGUAACAGCCAAUCAGAUUUGUUUUCUGAAGAGACCACCAGUGGCAACAACAAUACCUCGAUAACCACGCCAACUCUUAGUCCCAGCCAGCAGCCGCUUCCGACAGAACUGAAUGUAACUUCACCGAGUAAGGAGGAAUGUGGGCCAUGCACAGAUACAGCUCAUGUCUCGUUAAUCACACCAACCAAAAGAUCCUGUGGUACAGAUUCACAGUCUGAGAAUGAGGCUUCACCAGUGAAACGACCGCGACUACUGGAGAGUGCUGAGCGCUCCGAGGAAACCAGCCGAUCGAAACAGAAGAGUCGGCGUCGGUGCUUCCAGUGCCAAACCAAGCUGGAGCUGGUGCAGCAGGAAUUGGGGUCGUGCCGCUGUGGGUUCGUGUUCUGCAUGCUGCACCGCCUCCCCGAGCAGCACGACUGCACCUUCGACCACAUGGGCCGCGGCCGCGAGGAGGCCAUCAUGAAGAUGGUGAAGCUGGACCGGAAGGUGGGGCGCUCCUGCCAGCGCAUCGGGGAGGGGUGCUCCUGAAGGCCAGGCACGGCCACCACAUGACGCUGUUCUUAGUUCACUAAUGUUAGCCUUAUUUAGGACAGAGUCAGCCAGACACCUUGUACUGGGCACGCGUCAGACUACAGCCAGCCGUUUCCUUUCCUUGGCCAGCCAUCCUGGUACUGUAGCUUAGGGAUUGAUGGUGGUUGGAAUUGAUUUCUGGCUGGUUACUAAGGUGCCUGCUAGCCAUUGUAUAAAAUUAAAACAUGAAGAAUAUUUUUUUUGAGCAUGGCUAGUGGAUUUAAAACAACACAUACCUGUCAGUGCUGGAGUCAAACAUUUACAAAGCCUUAAGUGGAAAGGGUCCCAGGUGGAGAUGGAGGCGCUCGAGGAGCAGCAGCUGAGGUUGACGUCCCCACGACGCACACGGCUUUGCCAGAACCUGGCUCAUGUUCGGCCUUUCGCUUCUUCACCGACCCGCAGUCCCAGUAGCCAGGACCUGAUGGCCACGCGUGCCUUGGCCACAGGAGCCUGCUGAGACUGGCCGUGCAGCUGAGCUGGGGUGCCUUCACUUUCCAGAGCUGGAAUGGGGGUGGGGGCAGAUUCUGAGGAAGACUUUACCUGGCUUGUUAUGAGAACUCACCACACAGCGUGGACCGGCCUCCCUGAGCGUUAGCGCCGCGCUUCUGCUCGGACGGACGCGCACGACCCCUUUCUACACAGGGUCCGUGGUCCUGACCCACCGGCUCGGGCUGCUGUGGGCCGAGGGCAGGGGUCUGGCCUGUGGCAGACCUGCAUCUGGGGUGAGGGUCUGCACACAGGCCUCUGUGGCCAGAUUUCUAUAUUGGGAGUUUUUUAAAGGACAUUUAACAGCCACCAGGAAUCGGCACGCUGGGGAGCAAAUGGGAAAGCAGCCUCUGCGGCCACCACUCAUUUCUAUGCAGCCCAGAGUCUGAGGACAAGUGGCCUGUGUGCACAGCAGGCAGGCAGGGUGAGGAAGGGCAGGCGUCCGGCAGUGAGCCCCCCCCCACCCCCUCCCCCGGGUGGCUCUGGGGAAUGAAGGCUGGAUCCUGGCCACCGCCAGCUCUGGCAUGGGGCAGCUGACGGCGGAGGGCUGGGAGGCCGUCUCUCGAUUUGCGUCUCUCCAAGCGCAGGGCAGCGUGCAGUGGCUCAGGCCAGGCGGGCAGCAGAUGCCAUUGCCCUUACUAGGAAGCCCGUAGCGGUCAUGUGGGCCGGGCUGGCUUGACUUGGGAUUCCUUGGAAGCCUGGGUCAGGUGGAGAGGCCUGUGCCCAUCUGGUCCAGGCCUGCGAGUCGGUGUGGGCUGACCGCACCUGGCUACCGUUGGAGCGGGUUCACUCGCAACUUCCUCUGUAUAUGACAACCAGCUCAACUCUGGCCACAGACAGACUUAACAUGGAGCACCUGCAGCUACACAUGUUUUUAGAUCCAAAAUAAUGAAGAGGAAAUCAUGUUCUUCCCAGCCUCCCCCCAGCCCCCCCCCCCCAGCCCCAAUCAGAGCAGAAUCCGCUGCCGAAUCUCCAGCCUUAAUUCUUGCUUCAGGACCCAGAUCCGUGUCUCCCUCUAGGGCAGCCCAGGGCGCAGGGGCCGGGUCUGCCCAGCGUUUACCACUGUUGUCAAGCCACGACCCUCUGGCCUCACCAUGACCACUCUCAGUGAGGCGCCCACCAAGCUCCCAUCCCCAAGAGGCCAUGCACGCCCUUAUUGGCCCCCAGACCCCAGUAGCCGCUGCUCAGAAGUGGCGCUGAGAAAGGGUGCGUUGGGCUGCAGCGCCCAGGAGAGAGGCUGUGCUCACUUCUGCCAGCAGAGCUGGGCAGUGGGGAAGGGCUUGUCCCCUGCAGUGUCUGUUCUGUGGAGUUUGUUAAGUGUAAGGAAAGUUAAAUUCUUGUAUCUUUACAGAGAAAAAUCUUAUUUAACCCUUUUGUGUUCUAGAUUGACUUACACACAUAGCCUAGAGCUCAGUUUUAGUUUUAACAUUGUGAAAAUAUUAAGAGAAUCUUGUAACUUUAUUCUUUUUUUCUCCUGCUGAAAAAAAAAUUAAACCAAUUGUAUGAACA